This is a messenger RNA of Nicotiana tabacum (common tobacco), 576 nucleotides long. NCBI's taxonomy places the organism in Eukaryota, Viridiplantae, Streptophyta, Magnoliopsida, Solanales, Solanaceae. The record is from RefSeq and is a predicted model, not a curated record.
AUGUCUUCAUUAAUUAAUGUUUCGGUUCUUGCAAUAUUUCUUUUGGCAUUUUUCAGUGCUACAUCAGAGCCAGAUUCUCCAAAAUUGCUCGACAAGGCUUGUGCUUGGGGUUCAACAGAUUGGAAUUCUUCGUUCUGUUUAGACGUUUUGAAAUCAAGUCCUCUAAUCAUAUCAGCAGAGGAUCUGCUGCAGCUAACACUAUCAAUCAUCGAGACAGGACUAAUAAACGCUACAAGAACACAAAUAUACAUUGGAGAAAAGCUUAAAGGAAAUAUUCAAGUUAUAGGACUCGAAUUGAAGUCAGGUCUUGGUCAAUGUCUCAACUUGUAUGGUCAGAUAAUAGGUUUGUACAAGAGUGCUUUGGUUCAUGUUGAAAAACAUAAGUUAUAUGAUGUAGCAAGUUUUGAAUUUUCAAUAGCUGCCAAUAAUGCUGAGUAUUGUCAAGGUUGGCUACUUCUUUCUGGGAUUCUUGAUGCUGAUAUUUCAAGUGGUAACAAAUUUAUUAAGUAUCUUAGUUUGACGGGAUAUACAGUUGUGAAUGAUCUUAUGAUCUCAGAUUGGCUUAUCAAAAAGUAG